Schizophyllum commune H4-8 is the source of this 1218-nucleotide messenger RNA. RefSeq lists its product as uncharacterized. The record is from RefSeq and is a predicted model, not a curated record. Bases 1 to 1218 code for a protein of 405 amino acids. The transcript has 4 exons. Lineage: Eukaryota; Fungi; Basidiomycota; Agaricomycetes; Agaricales; Schizophyllaceae.
AUGAUUCUGUCGACGCAGAACCAGGACUUGAUUAAACCGGCGUCUCGGUUGAUCGAUAUUCUGAAAGAACUUCCACUCUCCCCAGGCACGGAAGGGCGUGCGCUCGCUGCAUUGGCAACAGUAGACCCUUCCGCGCUGUUGAACGUUCUUCUCAACAAGACCGACUGGGUCUAUCUCCCAGGCCAAUUCCUUUUUGGUACAGUGGCUGGCUCGCCUGCGCGUCUGUUGGAGAAUUGCGGCAUUGUACUGGACAUGCUCGCUCUGGCGCCGAAUGCUUUGCACAGGCUACGCAUGCCCAACUCGAAGAGAUCGCUCGGAGUUGUGAUUAGUCGCAUCUUCAUGGCUAUAUGUAGGAAGUCCAUCGUUGCGUCAUUGUGCCCCUUGCCUGAUGCAGGCGCGGGGAUUUGGAUUGCCUUCCUUGGGGCUGUCUAUCCUGCGCAAGGCGUCCCGACCUCUUGCAUCAUCGCCGGCCUGGAAUGUGGUCUCCUAGCCUUGCUCGGACGCGUCGCUACGGCCCUUCGCUGCGUGACAUUCUCUUCCAGGAGCAUGAAGAUCUUCGAAGACCUUGCUCUCCGCGUGUUACAACCGGCUCUGGUGUGGCCUGCUGUUAUUCGUGCAUUCCAUCAGGCCAACAUUCGCGAUGCUGUCCUCAUUGACAAUGCCACCAGCGUCAAGUGGCAGCCCCUCGUCCAACUACUCUGGAACUUCUCCGAGGCGCGAAAAAUCAAGAAACGCCUCAACAGAGAAAUUUCUCAUGCAAAAUGCGCCCACCACCAGGCAAUGUACCCGCUGGCCUUCUACUGCUCGCGUGACUGUCAGAAGGCUGACUGGCGGGCGGGCCACAAAUUGGUCUGCGCUUAUAAGGACCUGCACGAGCCCAUGUUGAUCGUUGACUCGUCGGGGAUCCUCCGGGUGGAGCGCAGUAGCACCCUCCGCUUUGACACGCGCUGCUUCAUUCGUCGCUUGACGCUCUCGAUGAUGAAGGGACGCGGCUCUGGGGCUGAAGAGGUCCAGUCGGUGCAGAUGGUGAAUUUCGUCAAGGACGAGGCCAGAACUGCUUUACCAGUGCCGCGCAAGAACCUCCUGCCUGGACACGUCUACAUCUUUGCUGUCUUCAGGAGGGACACGGACACAAUUGUCUUGGAGGUCGCUCGGAUGCCGCACUCCGAAUUCCACGCCCUCGUCACUCCGAAGAAGGGUAGGAAGCACCGCUCCUAG